This is a messenger RNA of Enterospora canceri, 1209 nucleotides long. NCBI's taxonomy places the organism in Eukaryota, Fungi, Microsporidia, Enterocytozoonidae. The record is from the annotation of a GenBank genome assembly.
AUGGAAUAUCAAGAAUAUCACUAUUCAAAUCCAAAUGAAACUGAGAUGCCACCAGAGAAAGAGAAGUCACGACUGAAGAGAGUGUUCAACUCCAUCAAGAAGAACACACAUCUCAUUACGAAGACGAUUGUCUGCUUCUUAGUGAUACUCCUGGCACUGGCGAUUGGAUUUGGUUACUCAGGGGUGAUGAUUGGAAGAUUCCCUGAUGCGAUAUUAGAGACAGUUCGAGACAGAAAGCUGGCAAAACUGACGUCUACGAAGCAUUUUGAACAAAUGGAAGGAAAUCUGUUCAGGGAGAUCAAGUAUCAAGGAAAGAAGGAAGACAUGGAGAAGCAGUUGCGACUGUUUAUUCCAAAUAUUUAUAGGCUGAAUACGCAGACACAGGAGCAGGUAAAGGAUACGGUGGUUGCAGAGAGCUUUGGUACGUUCAUGUUGGGGCCACCUGGUACAGGAAAGACACUUUACGUCAAAAGACUCUGCUACCUGAUGGACCUGGAGCUUAAAGAAAUGUAUUCACUCCAUAAGGACGGAAAGAAACUAAACAAGUACACACCAAACACUCUAACAGACAAUAGAAUCAAGGAGUUAGACAAGAUGGUGUCACGAGUGCACCUUAUUGUGAUACGACCAUCUGACAUAAACAACAAGUACGUAGGAGAGUCAGAGAAGCGUGUGAGGAAGCUGUUUCAGGACAUUAAGGUUGACAAGGACCCGUAUAUGGCAACAUUUGUCUUCUUUGACGAGGCAGAGUCGCUCUUCACUUCUCGUGCAAACAGGCAAGAUGACAGCGUCACAGCCGGAACGAUGACUGAGUUCCUGACGCAGUUUUCAGACAUGAGAAACGUGAUUUAUCCCGUCUUCUUCUUCGCAGCAACAAACAUGAGCAAGCAAAUUGAUUCAGCUAUUUUCACGCGAUUCUCAAACAAGGUCAACUUCAAAAUGCCUACGAUUGAAAAUAUCCAGGGGUUUCUGGAUAACAGGCUGAGUGCAGUUAAAACUACAGGAAGAUUUAAUAUUAACGUCCAACAACUCGCGCAAAUCUGUACGGGACUAGCAUAUUCGAUCAUUGACUCCGUCUGCAGCAAAUUCACCAAUAUGAGCUAUGAUGGGAAGGUGACUGGGUUUGACUGGGCCAAGGCAAAGGAAUUUACGAGAAAUUACAAGGAGAUGACGUUGAGAGAUGGCGUAGAUGCUGAGGAGGAAAAUUAG